Messenger RNA from Arctia plantaginis, 225 nucleotides. The record is from the annotation of a GenBank genome assembly. Lineage: Eukaryota; Metazoa; Arthropoda; Insecta; Lepidoptera; Erebidae.
AUGACGACCUUGAGUGAUGCACAAUUGGGCCACCUCAUCAACUCCAUUACUUCAGUAUCCAUGCGCAUGGGAUCAAUGGCCAGUUGCACACAUACAUUCGAUGGAUCCCAUGGCCAAGAAGACCUGGAAACAUUUAUUUCAGCAGUAAGCACAUUUAAAACUGUUGAAAAAAUCGAAGAUAGCGAGGCUUUGAUGGGCAUUCCACUUGUUCUGCAUGGAGGAUAA